Molecule: messenger RNA, 1119 nt
Organism: Diaporthe batatas
Lineage: Eukaryota; Fungi; Ascomycota; Sordariomycetes; Diaporthales; Diaporthaceae
Exons: 4
Coding region: 1-1119 (372 amino acids)
Biological process (GO): mitotic sister chromatid segregation
Cellular component (GO): spindle midzone; chromosome passenger complex; chromosome, centromeric region
Source: RefSeq, a predicted model, not a curated record
AUGACAGCCUCUCAGCGCACAAAGGAGCCGUCGGAUAAGUCUGCAUCUGCCGCCGACCGGAUCGAGAACGCGCAUGGCGCGCCGGAACCAAGGAUCGCGACAGAGGCAGGUAGCUCUUCUGCGGCUCAGGAAAGCCCGCGCAAGAGGAAGGCCGCUGGAAUCACAAUGGGCCAAAAACAGGCGCUCAUCGACAACCUCCAGCUCGAAAUCACCGAACGCGCCCGGAAACUUCGCGCGCAGUACAAUCUUCAGGCCCAGGGUCUUCGAACACGCAUCGAGAUCCGCGUCAAUCGCAUUCCUAUGGCGUUGAGGAAGUCGAAGAUGGGAGAGCUCGCAGACAAGCACAAGAACGUGCCAGCAAAAGACACCCCUGGGGCUCGCCCGAUCUCGCAAGCGACCUCUCAGACCACCACGGCACCUAAACGGGGACCUGGUCGGCCACCUAAGCGAACUAGUGAUCAAAUAUCGGGGACUGGCAAAGAGAACGAAACCGAGCCCGCAGAGCUAGAGCAGCCCAAGAAGAGGACUCGAAAACAGGCACCUCCUGCGGACUCGGCCAAGGCGUCCAGGGUCCUGUCGCCGGCAUCAUCAAAUACUCGCACUCUUCCUCGUACCACGCCUGGUGGCAAGCCGUUGUUGUCCAGACCUGGUCUAGCCACCGUGGCCGGACCAUCUUCGCCCACGAAAUCGCCCUCAAAACAACACAGCUCGUCGAAUCUCUUCAGCAACCUCGCAGAGAAGGCUCGAUCAACACGCACAGCUGCCGCGGGACGGAAGCAGGCGGCGUCCACCUCCACCACUGCCAGUUCCACCGGUGGAUCGGCAAGAGGGAGGAAACCAGCGGCCACUGCGACCAUAAGUGAGGCGACAUCAAAGACUGCGCGGAGAGUUAGUGGCAUCAGCGAGUCUAGCGAGAGCAGCACGUCGACAGUCGUCAAGAAGGGGGCAGGAAAAGCGGCUCAGACCACGACAAAAGAGGCCGCGCCUGCGAAGAGGACCGUGAUGGGCACGAUCAGGAGGGGCGUGGCUGGUGCUGCGUCCAAGAAAGCCGCGGCAGCAAAAUCAGCCAAAACGCCCGCUUCGACGGCCACGGGCAGGGUGCUGAGGAACAGGAGUUGA